GAUGCAGGUAAGACCCCCCCCCCCCCGACAUAGACAAGGCCUCAGCGCCCCCGGGUAAGAGCCCCUCCCUCCUAGGUGACCCUCCACCUUCAGUGAGGCCUCCUGCCUUCUGCAGGUGAGGGACCCUCUCCCCAUGUGAACUCCCUGUACCUCAAGUGAAGCCGUCCCCCUUCGCCCAGCCGUUCAGAUGAGGUCCUAAGGACCAUCCAAUUCCUAACCCCUCCUUGCUCCCUCUAAACGAAGAACUGACAGCUCAUCCACGCUAAAGCCCCUUCCUCCAGCUUCAAUUGCCAGGUCAGCAGGGGUGGGGCUGAAAGCAGGUGGGUGACUCAUCCUGAGUUCCUCCUAGCCUCAGUUUCUCUACUCAUGCAACUUGAGGCCUCCUCAAUGAGUCUAAACUGAGACGCUUCUGGCCCCUGGAGAGGCUGCUGGCUCUAGGGAGAGGAGACAGCAGCCAAGUGUGACAGAGAGAGUCCCCGUGGCCCUGGGCGUGCCUGUAUGUGUGUGGCCCAGCUCCUGACAGCCCACUCACUUCCUCUCCGGCAGGCACUGGGCUCCCUCUGCUCCCCUUGGGCCGCUCCCCGCGUGGGGCCACUGCCCCCGGCCCCCGCCAUGGUGCGGAUUUCAAAGCCCAAGACAUUUCAGGCCUACUUGGAUGAUUGUCACCGGAGGUAUAGCUGUGCCCACUGCCGCGCUCACCUGGCCAACCACGACGACCUCAUCUCUAAGUCCUUCCAGGGCAGUCAGGGGCGUGCCUACCUCUUCAACUCUGUGGUGAACGUGGGCUGCGGGCCAGCCGAGGAGCGGGUGCUGCUGACAGGCCUCCAUGCUGUCGCUGACAUCCACUGCGAGAACUGCAAGACCACUUUGGGCUGGAAAUAUGUAGAGUCUAUUAUUAUCUCCACUUUACAGAAGAAGAAAGGAAGGCCCAGAGAUGUUAGGUACCUUGCCCAAGGUCACACAACUGGAACAGGCCUUCGAGAGCAGCCAGAAGUACAAAGAGGGGAAGUACAUCAUUGAACUCAACCACAUGAUCAAAGACAACGGCUGGGACUGACCCCUGCUCCUGCCGCAUGUGGCUCCAGCCCGGCCUGGCCGCCAGGGGGCGCCACUGGCUUCCCUCCACCCGAAGGGAGCUCUGGACCCUCAGGGCCCUUGCAGAGGAAGGAUCCAGCUCCUGUACAUAUAUAUUUUAUUGCAUGCACUGUGACCUUGGGGGGAGCUCAGAAGGUGGAUGACACCCCCGCACCUCCCUGCGAUCUGGCUGGCUUGGAUCUCGUUUUUAACCCCUUCCUGCCCCGCCUUCCCUAUAGAUAUGGCCUACGUGCUGCUCUCUUGGCCCCAGUGCACCGUCUGCCCUGUGAACUUCUCCUCCCACCGGGCCCUUCUUACCCCACGCGCGUCUGCUCCCCUUGUUCUGUAGCGUUUGUACAUAAUAAAACAAUGGAGUGGA
Messenger RNA from Diceros bicornis minor, 1453 nucleotides. It is a transcript of the gene YPEL3, whose product is annotated as yippee like 3. Bases 499 to 1020 code for a protein of 173 amino acids. The transcript has 5 exons. Lineage: Eukaryota; Metazoa; Chordata; Mammalia; Perissodactyla; Rhinocerotidae. The record is from RefSeq and is a predicted model, not a curated record.